Messenger RNA from Anolis carolinensis (green anole), 5203 nucleotides. It is a transcript of the gene kcnj5, whose product is annotated as potassium inwardly rectifying channel subfamily J member 5. Lineage: Eukaryota; Metazoa; Chordata; Lepidosauria; Squamata; Anolidae. Gene Ontology annotation, biological process: regulation of monoatomic ion transmembrane transport; potassium ion import across plasma membrane. The transcript is spliced from 4 exons. The coding region runs from base 560 to 1927 and encodes 455 amino acids. Gene Ontology annotation, molecular function: G-protein activated inward rectifier potassium channel activity. Gene Ontology annotation, cellular component: plasma membrane. The record is from RefSeq and is a predicted model, not a curated record.
CUGGCAUCGACCCCGUUUUGUUUCCACCUUUCCUUUCCCUUCAUUCAGAACAGAUGAUGCUCUGAUCACAUGGACCCAUCAACCUCGCCUCCCCUCCCCUCCAGCCCUUUAAAUAGCUAUAUUACAAGAGAAUUCAUUUGUACUAUACUCACAGAGAGAAAGGGGAAGAGAAGGGAGCAGCAGGAGGAGGAGGAGGCAUGGAGAGGGGAAUGAGGAUUGAGGGAUCUCUCUCUAGACCAGGGAGGACAGGGGGGUGUGAGCAAUGGUGCUUCAUGCCUCUUUUGUUGUAGCAGGCAGUAGGGCAAGCAAAAAGAGACGUGGCUGGGAAAAUCUCUCCUUUCUCUCAGAGAUGCUGAUGGCAUGGACUGGACGGUUGCAGAGCACCUGCUUUGCCUUCAGCCCAGCCUUGGGGUCACCGCCAACUGCCUCAUUACAGAAUCCCCAUUUCCAGCAGUUGUGCUGAAGCUAAUGGAGAAAUGACUGUCCCAAGUCUACACAAAGCAUGCAAGACUAUGAUGGGAUCUGAACUCAGGGUUUCCAGGAACAAAGCCAACAUCUUAUGUCUUCUACUGUACUGCCUCUCCUACUGAGCCCCACCAUGGCUGGAGAUUCUAGGAUCUUCAUGAACCAGGACAUGGAAAUUGGUGUCACUCCAAGAGAGCUUAAGAAGAUUCCCAAGCAAGCCCGAGAUGAUAUCCCGAUUGCCACCGAUCGAACACGUCUUUUGGCAGCGGAAAUCAAAAAACCCCGCCAACGCUACAUGGAAAAAAGUGGCAAGUGCAAUGUGCACCAUGGAAAUGUCCAGGAAACCUAUAGAUAUCUCAGUGACCUCUUUACCACUUUGGUGGACCUCAAGUGGCGCUUCAACCUUCUUGUGUUUACCAUGGUCUACACCAUCACUUGGCUGUUUUUUGGUUUUAUUUGGUGGCUCAUCGCCUACAUUCGAGGGGACCUAGACCAUGCAGAAGAUGAAGACUGGAUCCCUUGUGUCGACAAUCUCAGUGGAUUUGUCUCAGCAUUCCUGUUCUCCAUUGAGACAGAGACCACAAUUGGAUAUGGCCACCGGGUGAUCACAGAAAAAUGUCCUGAGGGUAUCAUAUUACUUUUGGUUCAGGCCAUACUGGGCUCUAUAGUCAAUGCAUUCAUGGUGGGAUGCAUGUUUGUGAAGAUCAGCCAACCAAAGAAGAGGGCAGAGACCCUCAUGUUUUCCAACAAUGCUGUGAUUUCAAUAAGGGACGAGAAGCUGUGUCUUAUGUUCCGAGUUGGGGACUUACGAAAUUCCCACAUUGUUGAGGCCUCCAUUAGAGCCAAGCUGAUAAAAUCCAAACAGACCAAAGAAGGGGAAUUCAUCCCUUUGAAUCAAACAGACAUUAAUGUGGGAUUUGACACAGGGGAUGACAGGCUGUUUCUGGUGUCCCCACUCAUUAUCUCUCACGAAAUCAAUGAGAAGAGUCCCUUUUGGGAGAUGUCCCGUAGCCAGAUGGAAAAAGAGGAGUUUGAAAUUGUGGUCAUUUUGGAAGGGAUGGUGGAAGCCACUGGAAUGACCUGCCAGGCCCGGAGCUCCUACAUGGACACCGAAGUGCUCUGGGGACACCGCUUCACCCCUGUGCUCACCCUGGAGAAGGACUUCUACGAAGUCGACUACAACAGCUUCCACAGCACCUACGAAACCAACACCCCCUCAUGCUGUGCCAAAGAACUGGCUGAGUCUUUCCGGGAGGGACGGCUCCUCAGCCACCCCUCCAAUGCCAACCUGCUGAGUGUGGUGGAGUCAGAGAAGGAGAAAGAGACCGAGGAGAAGGAAGACCAGGAUGAGGAGAAAGCCAAUGGAUGUCAGGAUGCAAGCAAAGUUGACGGCCCGGAGCCUAUUGAGUUGAAUGGAGCUAAUGGGACAGCAGGAGAGGUGAAGGAUAACUUGUUAUUGUAAUGCAAAGACCUUUUUUUCUGAACAUUAGGAAAUUCAGGUGCACCGUGGAGGGAGCACAGAGGGAGAACACAGGACUAAAGGUUCCGGUACAACGCUGCCAUCCCGAGUGAUAUAUCUUCACUCAGAUGGGCCCCUCCAAAUAUUUGGGCUUCUCCCUCCGUUCUGAAAAAUGGGGGACAUUACUACAGGGACUGACUCAUCACAAGAUCCAUGGACAUGAAAACAAAUACUAAUGUAAGCUGUAUUAUGAUUAUGAUCAUUAAUAUUGGGAUUUCACUGUUAUUUUCUUGGACUGUUCAGGAAGAUGGGGUAUCUAUUUUAAAACUCCUUGUCCAGUGAAAGGAAUGUAACUUUGAACCUUUUCCUUCUUAACUCAGUGCAUUGGAGACACGAACUAUUUAAUUUUGAGAGAGAGAAAGAAAGAAAGGGUGUCGUAAGAAAGCAGACUGGCUGUGUUCCAUCAAUUCGUUUUUUGUAACUACAGUAGAGUCUCACUUAUCCAACAUAAACAGGGGCCAGGCUGUGGCGCAGGCUGUUGAGCAGCUGCAAUAAAUCACUCUGACCAUGAGUUUGAGGCCAACCCGUGGCGGGGUGAGCACCCGUCAAUUAAAAAUAAAAAAUAGCCCCUGCUCGUUGCUGACCUAGCAACCUGAAAGAUAGUUGCAUUUAUCAAGUAGGAAAUAAGGUACCACUUAUAAAAGUGGGGAGGCAAGUUUAACUAAUUUACGACCUGGAAUGAGGAAGUGCCAUUAGAGUGAUGAUGAAGCAGCUGCUCCCCCCUGUGGCCAGAAUCGAACAUCCCCUCAAAAGAAGGUUAAAUUGCCUCUGCGUCUGUCUGUCUCGGUCUCUGUUUGAUGUGUUUAUGGGCAUUGAAUGUUUGCCCUAUGUGUGUAUAAUGUGUUCCACCCUGAGUCCCCUUUGGGGUGAGAAGGGCGGAAUAUAAAUACUGUAAAUAAAUAAAUAAUAAAUAAACAGGCCGGCAGAAUGUUGGAUAAGUGAAUAUGUUGGAUAAUAAGGAGGCAUUAAGGAAAAGCCUAUUAAACAUCAAAUUAGGUUAUGAUUUUACAAAUGAAGCACCAAAACAUCAUGUUAGACAACAAAUUUGGCAGAAAAAGUAGUUCAAUAUGCAGUAAUGCUAUGCAGUGAUUACUGUAUUUAUGAAUUUAGCACCAAAAUAUCAUAAUAUAUUGAAAACAUUGACUAUAAAAAUGUGUUGGAUAAUCCAGAACGUUGGAUAAGCAAGUGUUGGAUAAGUGAGACUCUACUGUACCUCUAUGUAAUAAUAUGUACUCUGGCUUUUUUUGCUUUUAGGAUCUUACCCACUGUGUUUUCCCUCAAGACAGGCAGAAAUAUACUUGAAUAGGAAACUGAAUCUCACCCUCAAAAAAGAAAUCAUGGUCCAUGAAGAAUGGGGAUGAUGGAAGUUAUAAGAUAACAUGACUGGAGGCAGGGCAAUGGGUUGAAGAAAGAUGUUGUAUGGCUUCUGUAGGGUGAUGUCAAUUAGAAAGGUCUGUCCUUAAUUUGACAAUUAAUUCAACUGACCAUGGAUAGUUAAAUGGUUUGGAUCUUAUCUUAUCCCACAGUCAUUUUGUAUAUCACAUGAUAACCACCAGUUCAUAACAUGAAUAUACAGUAGAGUCUCACUUAUCCAAGAUAAACGGGCCGGCAGAACGUUGGAUAAGUGAAUAUGUUGGAUAAUAAGGAGGUAUUAAGGAAAAGCCUAUUAAACAUCAAAUUAGCUUAUGAUUUUAUUUUAUUUAUUUAUUUAUUUAUUUAUUUACAGCAUUUAUAUUCCGCCCUUCUCACCCCGAAGGGGACUCAGGGCGGAUCACAUUACACAUAUAGGCAAACAUUCAAUGCCUUUUAACAUAGAACAAAGACAAACAAACAUAAGCUCCGAGCGGGCCUCGAACUCAUUACCUCCUGGUCAGAGUGAUUCAUUGCAGUGAUUCAUUGCAGCUGCUCUCCAGCCUGCGCCACAGCCCGAGCCCAAUGAUUUUACAAAUUAAGCACCAAAACAUCAUGUUAUACAACAAAUUUGACAGAAAAAGUAGUUCAAUACGCAGUAAUGCUAUGUAGUAAUUUUUGAAUUUAGCACCAAAAUAUCACGAUGUUUUGAAAACAUUGACUACAAAAAUGCAUUGGAUAAUCCAGAAUGUUGGAUAAGUGAGUGUUGGAUAAGUGAGACUCUACUAUACCUUGAAGGAAGCCAAAGCUGUAAAAUCUGAGUGAAUUCUGACAUGGAAGCUAUCGAGUACAAUUUCAUAUUAUACAGGCAGUCCCUGAGUUACAAAAAUCUGACUUACAAAAGACUCAUAGAGAAGAAUGGGGGUGAGACAACAGGAAGUGGGAUCAAUCUAACCCUCGGAAGGGAAAUUUACUUCUGGAAGAGUUAUCAUCAUAGGGAAAAGAUGUCUCCAUUGAAGCUUUAUCACCAAUCCUUGUUUCCACAACAAGCCAAAGUUUGCAAUAUCCAAUUAUCACAGGGACAGAAAGUAAAAUGAAAUCUUCUGAACAGGGGCAUAAACAGGCUGAAGUUACACUUAAAAAUGUAUGUGUUCCAAAUUACAAACAAUAAUCAAUUUAAGAACAAACCUACAAAACCUAUCUUGUUCGUAACUUGGGGACUUCAUGCACUUCAGUUUAUAUUGCUCUCUCUCUAUUUCCAGCAUCCAAGUUUUUGAAUAUUAUUGCCUAUAUAGCCCAACCACAAUACCCACACACAUGAAGUUGAAUUCCAUGUUUUACAGAAAUACAGAAAGCCAGCUAAAGAUGCAAGGGAGAAAGUCACAAACUCUCUGCACCAGAAAACCCUGUGAUAGUUUCAUUUUUGGGUCUCUAUAAGUUGAAAAAGACUUGAAAGUCCAUGUCAAUAGCAGGAAGAAAGAAGAAGAACAUGGUGAGAGAGCACAAAGUUCUGGCUGAUGCCUAAACUCUAUUAUUAAUCCCAACUGCAGUCAGUUGAAUUCAAUCUUCAACUCUAUCCUGAAAUGUUGGGUGCUGGGAAAGCUUGGGAGCUGGAGCAAAAUAGAAAUAUUGGAACCAUGAAUAGGUAAUUUGCAAAUUUCAGCAUUUUGUUGCGCAUCAGAGAACCAAAAACUGUCACUGCUGUGUUACUGGUGCUUGUUGGGAAUUCUGGGAGUUGUGAUCAAAAAGAACAGAUGGGGAAUGAAGGCAGAAAUGAACUUACCUAAAGUCAGAAGCUGAGAUGGAAUUUUAAAAAUGGUCUCCUCUUUUGAAUAAAUUUGAAUAAAGCUCUCCAUUGACAAAACUGUA